AUGCCGCUGAAUGCGGUGUAUUUGCCAAGUCCCAGUCAGCAACUCAUGAUUUCGGAGCCACGGUAUUUGAAGCUCUUCGAUGACAUCCUCGUGAAUGGCAGUCGCAUGUUUGCAGUUUGCCAUUGCCGUGGAUCUCUUCUGGCACGCGUGGGGUUGGUUUUCAGAUUGACCGACCUGAAAGAUGUGGCACAGGAGACAAAUGGCCACACGAGAUAUGUGGCGGAACAUGAGGUCCGACAACGUGUUCGGAUCCUCUCGGUGUUGAAUCCGGAGGAUCAGGAGUCCAAAUCCGAGUACCUCCGAGCAACGGUUCAAUUCCUUGAGCCGGAAGAAGAUACAGUCCCUGAAGAGCUGCGAGUAAUCUUGCAAAGAAUCCGCGGGAAGUUGCAGGAUGCCUUAGCCAUCCAGGGAGAACAGGAACAAGGCGAUCCUGAAGAACUGGGCAACCAGGCCCGGCGCCUGCGCUUAGCCAGCGUCAUCAGGAACUCCGGCUUCUGGGACCUGUGCAGCAUAUUGGGCUCCAUCCAAUCCCUCCGUUUGCAACUGGAGAUCCGUCGCUUGCGGCAGCACGUGAGGCAACUCACAGAAGACUGGGCAGCAGAGCACCCAGAUGAGUUCGAAGCAUUGAAGGUGGAUCCCAAGGGGCUCCCAGCCAACAUCCGAUCACAGGGGGAGCGUGUGAGGGAGCUAAUGCUCGAAACUCGGAUGGCUCCCAGGAACUUCAAGAAACUUUUCAACAGAUCCUUCAGACUGCGCAGCUCAGAUGCUGCGCUCCUGUUAGAGGCUGCGGUCGACCAGGAACUGCAGCGCGUGCGUACAGUGCGGUCACUGAACAGUUUGCUGCGGCCGACCAAACCGCAGGCGGUAGUGGAAGACGCACAGGAAACCAUGGCCGUGGGCAGUAGUGAACCUGUCAAAGCGGCCAAAUCAGCUCCUCCUGAGAAGUGUCGCUUGUCCAAGCCUAGGGCCGUAGCUCUUCAGAAUGAGCUGUUGGCCGCCUACACAUCCGCGCGCUUUCAGAAGAAGCUCCAAGCAAUUGCAAGGCAGCAAGGUGGUGGAAAGAUGGGCAGUCUUCACCGACCAGCUUUCCAAGCUGCCUUAAAGAACUUACUACGAAAGCCUCAGAUGGACAUAAUCUCCAGGUAUGGAUUUCAAGCCUCGGAACAAGGGAUCGAAGAGAUGGAAAUGGAGCUGGAGUUCCUGGAAGAAGAUGGAGAUGUUUAUGUCAAUAAAGUGGCCAUCGAAGAAGCGCUCUUCGGCCCCUUCGAGGACUUGGUGUUGGAGGAAGAGCCAAACAGUGGCAAACCCUCAACGAAGCAGGGUGUCUAUUUGUUGCUGCGCAGCUUGUUUCUCGGUUUCAGUGAGGCUUGGUUCCAGGAAGCCAUUUUGAAGUUGCAGCACAAGAAAGAUGCCCGAGAGCGUGGCGACCGUGGCGACCGUGGCGACCGUGGCGACCGUGGCGGCGACCGCGGCGACCGUGACCGUCACCGGCCAGAUCCGGAUGGGUAUUUUCAUUUACCUGGACGCGCCGAGCUUGCACUCGAAGUGCAACAGAAAAUUCUGCCACGAUUUGGCUUCGACGCUACAAAGGAAGGCGUUGGAGACAUGAUCCGUCAUUGUUCCGCAUUUCUCACAGAUCACGAUAUUGCGCACCUCUUCGAUGCUAUCAACAGGAAGCUGGGCAUGUCGCCAGCCGCCUGCAGUCGCUUCCGGCGUUUCUGCAGCAGCUUCCAAGAGCCGAUAGUAACAGGAUCGCAAAACUCACCAGCAGCAGGUUCUUGUAAUCUGGUUCGGAUUAGUCAUGUCUGACUGCGCGCACUCCGCACUCCCCCAACGCAGCGCAUGGGUCGGGGCGCGUGAGCAGCUGCAGACUAGCCAUUGAACACGGCAGGAGGAAACUCAGCUGCUUGGAACAGUUGCGACUC
Cladocopium goreaui is the source of this 1925-nucleotide messenger RNA. Lineage: Eukaryota; Dinophyceae; Suessiales; Symbiodiniaceae. The record is from the annotation of a GenBank genome assembly.